Molecule: messenger RNA, 822 nt
Organism: Didymosphaeria variabile
Lineage: Eukaryota; Fungi; Ascomycota; Dothideomycetes; Pleosporales; Didymosphaeriaceae
Exons: 2
Coding region: 1-822 (273 amino acids)
Source: RefSeq, a predicted model, not a curated record
AUGUCAGAAGCCUGCUGUACUUGCGCUGCGUUGCUUUCUUCGAUACCACUCACCUACGACGAGAAGACCGAGAAACCUGCACAGUACGAGCGCCGCCUCGAAUGCUGCCGCCGAGCGAUAUGCGCUCGAUGUAUAACGGAUAACCCUCGAUUCGCAACGUAUUGUCCUUUCUGCCAAGUGUCCGUAGUACCUUCACCACUUCCGCAAAACCUACGAGAUCCUCCAGCAUAUUCGCCACCGGCAGGAGAGUCGUUGGAAGACGAGCCCCCGCCAUAUUCCACGCACGAUACAUUACAACCACCGGCAGAGAAGUCAAAGGCUGCGCUGGCAGAAAGCGCGGCUGAUGCGCUACACUUCGUAGAUUCGAACAACGACACGAUCUCUUCCCUGUCGUUACGAUAUGGUGUGCCUGCGGAUGCACUGCGACGUACAAAUGGGUUGUUCGCCGACCAUCUUCUAGCGGCACGGAGAACGAUUCUGGUACCUGGCGAGUACUACAAAGGUGGCGUGAGUUUGAGUCCUAGGCCUCUUGAAGGAGAAGAAGAGGAGAUAAGGAAGGGUAAGGUGAGAAAGUUCAUGGUGGGAUGCAAGGUCGCCGACAUUGCUCCCUGUUAUAGAUAUGAUGUCGCCUUACUAUAUUUGCAACAAGCACAAUACAACCUUGAGGAAGCGAUAACGGCCUUCAAGGCCGACGAGCGGUGGGAAAGAGAGCAUCCGUUGGAGGCUGCGAGGAAAGGGAAAGCUAAGGCUUCCCAAGGUUCCGGUAGACGGAAGUGGAGCUCCGGCGGCAGCGGAGGAGGGCUCACUGGCCAGAUAUCCUGA